UCAACAAGCACAAUGUCUCGCGUUCUCUCACUGGUAUGUCUUCUAGCGGUGGCCAGUUUGGCUCUACUGAUUGGCUGUGAGGCCUCCUACCCUCUGGUCGUAGCACAUGGGCACGGUUACUACCCCUACAAGUCCCCCGGACAUGGAUACUACGGCGGAUACCCAUACAAAUACGACAACCAUGGGUACGACUACAAAGGCUACCCUGGAUAUGGCUACCACGGUUAUGGUGCUCCCUACGGCUACCCUGCCUAUGGGUAUGGCCACGGACACGCCCACUGGUGA
Messenger RNA from Schistocerca cancellata (South American locust), 285 nucleotides. Its product is annotated as prisilkin-39-like. The record is from RefSeq and is a predicted model, not a curated record. Lineage: Eukaryota; Metazoa; Arthropoda; Insecta; Orthoptera; Acrididae. The transcript has 3 exons. Bases 13 to 285 code for a protein of 90 amino acids.